CUGGGACGUCAACGGGCUGGGCUGACUGACUACCUACUGACAUCCACGCCAUCCCAGCGCCAUCACCAACAUUCUGACUUUGCCAUUCCUUAUCUUUUCUAUCUGUCUUUUGUAUCUCUACUUCACCCAAACCCUCCCUUUCUCAACUCGCACCAUUUGCGAAACAAACUUCUUGAACCCUAAUAUCUCCAAACCACAUUCCUUACCUCCAAUCCUCCGUUCAUAGAGUCAAAGACCCACGCAUCUGCGCUCCAAGCCUCUUCCCCCAGCACAGCCGUGUCUUCCGAACACGUUUUCCAUUCUGUAAUUUAACAUCAUCUGGGGAAGUCGAACACAUAAAGGACCAAAAACAGAAGAGCAUUACCAUUGAAACCCAUUGCUCGACUUGAUUGCAACAAGAAUCCGGAAUUCCUUGCAUGGUCCUCGUCCAAACAAUCCCAACAUCCCAACACCCCAACACCCCAACAUAGAAACUCCGAACCCGAAAAUCCCUGAAAUCAUCACAUGAUGGGGAGCGAUAUGGAACGGGAGCGUGACAUCGAAGCCGCGCCAGAAGAGAAACUGCUUGAAGCAGAAUCAGAACCAAUACCCGCAAAUAUACCCUCGAAACCGUCUUCCGAUGCGAAGAAGAAGUUCCUACUAUGGACCGCCAUCAACAUGGCCGCCACCAUCGGCAUCGUCUUCACGAACAAGGCCAUUUUUACUGAUCCCGACUUUAAAAUGAUGCAGACCUCGUUUGCCUCAUUUCAUUUCGUCUGCACUGGAUUGACGCUUUAUGUGGUCUCCAGACCAUUCUUUGGGGCCUUUGAACCGAAGAGCGCUGGGGUUGUAGAGAUGUUACCGGUAUGUAAAAAGCACAUGACUUACCUCCUCCAAAAAUCAAUAUAAACAUUGAUAUUUCUCAAAAACACCAACAAAAAACCCCGUAAAUAUCCAGAAAGACUACAGGCUAACAAAACAAAAAGCUCGCUUUCUCAAUGUGUCUCAACGUGGUCCUCCCCAACCUCUCUCUCGCCUUCUCAACCGUCACAGUCUACCAGCUCUGUCGUGUUCUCCUCACCCCCAUGACCGCAAUCAUCAACUACGUCUUCUACCGGGCCACCAUCCCACGCAACGCAGCUCUAGCAUUGAUCCCCGUCUGCUUAGGCGUAGGAAUAACCUCCUACUACGACACCAAACCCGUCGAAAACGUGGACCCCAGCAAACCCGUCCCAACGACGUCCAUCAUAGGCGUCAUCUUCGCCCUCUCAGGUGUCUGUGCUUCCUCGGCCUACACCGUCCUAAUCGGUGCUUACCACAAGAAGCUCAACAUGACCUCUUCGCAAUUAUUGUUUAACCAAGCCCCUAUCUCAUCUGUCAUGUUACUCUUCGCUGUCCCCUUCGCGGACCACAUUCCUGUUCUCUCAAACGUGCCUUCAUACCGAUGGCUCAUGAUCCUCAUGUCCGGUGGAUUCGCCGCACUGAUCAACAUCAGUCAGUUCUACAUCGUCGCGGGCAGUGGACCCGUGAGCAGUACCGUGGUCGGCCAUUUGAAAACGGUUAGUAUCGUGGGCAUUGGAUGGGCGUUGAGUGGAAGGGGGAUUACGGAUUGGAGCGCGAUUGGGAUUUUGAUGACGAUUGGUGGGAUUGUUUAGUAAGUCUUCCAUUUCCCAUCCCUUUCUCCUCCUCCCUCUUCAUCAAACACCAACUAACCAAACCCCAGCUAUUCAAACGUAAUGCUCAACAAACCCCGUUAACCCCAUCUCCCACGCAUCUCUGUGGUUUGAACGCAGACGGAUUAGAUGUUUACCAUGUAUUUGACCGAUUCAAAGAUUUCCUUGUUCUACUCAUCUAUUCUUUUUCUUCUUGGAUAGGCGAAGGUCGGUUUACUACUUAUUGUAAGAAUUUGGUUUUGGGUUAAAUGUAAAGAUAGACCUUUCCUUACUCAUUUUACUUUUAUCUGUGUUCAAUUCUUUUUUUUCUUUUUCCCUUUUGUUUAAGAUGGUGGGC
This is a messenger RNA of Hymenoscyphus albidus, 1989 nucleotides long. The record is from the annotation of a GenBank genome assembly. Lineage: Eukaryota; Fungi; Ascomycota; Leotiomycetes; Helotiales; Helotiaceae.